ACAUAAAUGAUAAGUCGAGUGAUGGUAAUUAUAAGCAACAAUUCAUAGAGAUAUCAACCAUAGGUUCGGGCGGUUUUGGGACAGUAUUUCAAGUAAAGCAUAGAUUGGAUGAUAAGAUAUAUGCCGUCAAAAAAGUACAAUUUGGUGAUUUUAAUGAAGACAAAAAACAAAGAAUUUUGAAAGAAGUAAAAAGUUUAGCAAAACUGGACUCAGAUUUUGUGGUCAAAUAUUACAACUCAUGGCUUGAGUGCAAUCAUCUGUACAUUCAAAUGGAGUAUUGCUCUCAAAGUCUUCGUUCACUUCUCGCAGACAAAGCCAUUGUCUUUGAGAGACAACCGAAAUACCACAUGAAUAUCAUUCAUCGGGACCUCAAACCGGAAAACAUAUUAAUUGAACGCAACCUUAAGUCCAAUCGUUGCGUAAAACUGUGUGACUUUGGUUUGGCCACCGAUCACGACGUCGACAGACAAACUGCGAGCCGAUACGACCAUACGUUAGGUGUGGGCACUUUGAGAUACAUAUCGCCCGAAGUGUUAUAUCGCAAGCAAUAUAACCACAAAAUUGAUAUUUUUAGUCUCGCACUAAUCGCUGAAAAGAUCUAUAGUAUUGAUCCACAAAAUUCCUAUUCGUUUCAAGCAAUUGAAUCCGAGUUUAAUAAAUGUUAUGUUAAUCUAUACCAGACUUUGCAGUCAAUGAUGUCAAGCCCUGACUAUAAUCAAAGGCCUGAGUGUCGGGAAGUGUUGGCUAAACAAAACGAGUGGUCAAUCGAUAAGACUUUUAUUGUCCAAUACUUAGUUAAUUAA
Medioppia subpectinata is the source of this 803-nucleotide messenger RNA. NCBI's taxonomy places the organism in Eukaryota, Metazoa, Arthropoda, Arachnida, Sarcoptiformes, Oppiidae. The record is from the annotation of a GenBank genome assembly.